AUGACGACGGUGGUCAAGCAAACGCAGCUAGGUAAGGGGAAGACAAAAGGUUCUCACAAGCACAGCACUACGCAGACACGAAAGCGGCAGCGAAGUCUUGCCGAACUUAUGGAUGGCGCCACCGCAGAUGAUGAAUCCUCUUGCGCUGGAGCAGCGGGGAAAUCUACUGCGGAUGGAGACGCGAAUCCUGAUCCUACACGAACGUCUACAACACGCGGCGGAUCGAAACGAUCGCGUUCCCAAGCAGCACGAAAUCACAACGCGCUUGUUUCCCGCGCUUACAUCGAGAAACUAGUGGCGUAUUCACCCGUCCAAGAAGUCUGGCUAAAGGACAGCGUGUAUUCUGAUGUCGGAAGCGCGUAUAUCGUUGGACGCACCGCUCUUUGUCAUGCUGAUCAAAGCGAGAUCGAAGUUCAAGAAGAUGCCAGUGACAUUGAAGCUGUGGAGAACGAAGAAGAGGAGUCCUUCCACCGCUACGACCCAGAAUUUGUUUUUCCGUCGUCGAUGACGAAAGUGGAGGCAAUCAAUUGA
Molecule: messenger RNA, 531 nt
Organism: Phytophthora infestans T30-4
Lineage: Eukaryota; Oomycota; Peronosporomycetes; Peronosporales; Peronosporaceae
Exons: 3
Coding region: 1-531 (176 amino acids)
Source: RefSeq, a predicted model, not a curated record